GCCUUUCUUUCUCGUAGUCACUCUUCUUCGAUCUUCGCGCGCGCGCUCUCUCAAAUGUCGAGCUCGGCGCCGCGAAUCCUCCUCUGCGGCGACGUUCUCGGCCGCAUCGACCUCCUCUUCAAGCGCGUUCUCUCGGUCACCAAAUCAGCUGGGCCUUUCGACGCCCUGCUAAUCGUUGGUCAGUUCUUCUCUGAGUCCCCUGAUCUCGUCUCUGAUCUCUCGGACUUCAUCGAUGGUCGCUCCGCUGUUCCCAUCCCCACCUACUUCAUCGGUGACUAUGGUUUCGGUGCCUCUCAGAUACUCUCCGGCGCCUCCCAGCACCCCUCUAACCGUGGCUUCAAGACUGAUGGCCUCCAGCUCUGUGCUAACCUUUUCUGGCUCCGUGGUAGUGGGCGGUUUUCCCUCCACGGGUUGAGUGUGGUGUAUUUGAGCGGGAAGAGCUCGCCUGAUGCGGAGGGGAAUGGAAGGUAUACCCGGGAUGAUGUGGAUGCGCUGCGGGCUUUGGCGGAGGAGCCUGGGAUUGUUGAUAUCUUUAUGACUAAUGAAUGGCCGAGUGGAGUUGUGAAUGGCGCUGAUACUUCUGCAGCGCCACCAGGAGUGAUGGAUCCUUCAGGUUGUGAUCCUGUUGUGGCAGAGUUGGUGGCGGAGAUCAAGCCUCGAUAUCACAUUGCGGGUACCAAAGGUGUAUUUUAUGACCGGGAACCCUACUCUAAUAUUGAUGCUGCACAUGUUACACGUUUCAUAGGACUCGCUGCAGUUGGCAAUAGGGAAAAACAAAAAUUUAUUCAUGCGAUUUCUCCUACUCCAGCAUCUACCAUGUCUGCUGCUGAUAUUUGCAGUAAACCUCCCAACACUACAUUGUCACCGUACUUAGUCACAGAGAAGAAAAGCCACUCAAGAGAAGCUGCCAAGAGAUCUGUCAAUGAUGAUCUUGAUGCACAAUAUUGGCGUUAUGAUGUUUCAAAAAAGCGGCAGCGGCAGGGGCAGGGAGGUGUAGAUAGAGAAAAACUGUGUUUCAAUUUCACAUCUAGGGGAUCUUGUGCUCGAGGGGAAAAUUGCAACUUUCGACAUGAUGAUGAUGCGAGAGUGCAAUCUCAGAGAAAUGUCUGCUUUGAUUUCCUUAACUUAGGAAAAUGUGAGCGUGGUCCUGAUUGCAAGUUUAAUCAUGAAUUUAUGGAGGAAGGAGAUACUAAGGGGAAACAUGGAUCUCGGAACACAGGAACUUCUAGACGGAGCUUGGGGAAGAGGUGCUGGUUCUGCUUGUCUAGCCCAGAUGUUGAGUCACAUCUUAUACUUAGUGUCGGAGAAAGCUGGUACUUGGCACUUGCUAAGGGUCCGCUAAUUGAUCAUCAUGUAUUAUUGGUACCAAUUGAGCACCACCCUCAUACUCUCACAAUGUCUCCUGAUGCGGAGAAGGAACUUGGGAUAUUCAAGAAUGCUGUCAACAUGUACUUCAAGAAACAGGGAAAGGCUGUAAUUUUCUUUGAAUACCUUUUGCAGAAUAUAUCUCAUGCUAAUCUUCAGGCAAUCCCCAUCCCAUUGUCCAAAGUAUCCAACACACAGCUAAUUUUUAAUUUGGCUUCCAAGAAGUUGGGGUUUGAAUUUGCAAUCAUCAGCGCCCAAGGUGAUCGCAAUGAAGGCAGAAAAUUAUUGAGGUCUCAAUUUGAAGGGAAGUCCAGUGUUUUUUAUGUUGAACUUCCAGACGGCACAAUAUUGUGGCAUUCAGUGGAUGAAAAGGAUAAAUUCCCCGUCCAGUUCGGACGUGAGGUGCUUGCCGGUUUGUUAAAUGUGCCAGACAGAGCUGAUUGGAGGAACUGCAAGAUGAGCAAAGAAGAUGAGAUAAAAAUGGCUGAAACUUUCAAGAUGGGAUUUGAAGAAUUCGAUCCUGCUCGAUAACUUCAUCAGCAGUGCAUUCAUUCCCAGAAACAUGAAAUGAUAUCAAAAUUUUGCAAAGGGAUUGAUCAAAACUUGCACUUGACGGUAAGAAAGAUUUUUUUAGAGUUUUGUAUGACACUGGUCACUGGUUGAGUUUGAAACAUUUUGUGCCUUCAUUCACUGCUGAUAUUUAGCUUUUUUAUCUGUGAUUUAUUACUGUAAUCUUAUGUGGAUUUUUUUUGGUUCAAUAAUUAAAUUAUUAGUGAUUUGUUAA
Messenger RNA from Dioscorea cayenensis subsp. rotundata (Guinea yam), 2149 nucleotides. RefSeq names its product zinc finger CCCH domain-containing protein 59. Gene Ontology annotation, molecular function: metal ion binding; RNA lariat debranching enzyme activator activity. Gene Ontology annotation, biological process: mRNA splicing, via spliceosome. The transcript has 10 exons. The record is from RefSeq and is a predicted model, not a curated record. Gene Ontology annotation, cellular component: post-mRNA release spliceosomal complex. Bases 55 to 1896 code for a protein of 613 amino acids. Lineage: Eukaryota; Viridiplantae; Streptophyta; Magnoliopsida; Dioscoreales; Dioscoreaceae.